AUUUAACCAGUUUAUUAUAUAUCCUCCUUUAAAGCCGUGUCUGUUAUUUUCAUGAACAUAGUAACUACAUAUAUGUAACAUAAUGUGACAUUGGAGAAGCCCUGGAAGUUGUUUUUCUGGACCACCGCUGUUACCAAACAGUUAAUCGUCAGGCGGAGGGUGACGACUUGUUUUGCUGUUGGCUCCCUCUGAAUCCUCCUCACACGUGAGCGCGCGGCGGAAGACCGAGAAGCCUCCGUCUCGGCCUUCAGGAGGGGCUGAAGGUGACUCUCCUCUCGGCUGGGAUGCUGAGGAAGCUGCUGGGGGUCCGUCCGGCCCGUUUCACAGUCCCGAUCCGUGGAACAGCCGCACGUCUCCUGCGGGAGCUUUAAAAUCGAACCCGUCCGUGUGCGAGAGGCUCCCGGCUCUAUAGAGGACACCGCGGCUCCCCGAAAACAGGCGCUGUCUUUGUGUGUCUGCAGCUGCUUGGUCUUCGGUGGUGAAUGUGCAUGCAUGAGUUCUGCACCGUACGGGCGGAAAAAGCGCCCACGAUCAGCAGGGAGCAUUUUCCCCCUCAGUAGAGGCGCGCAGACGGAGCCGGAGCGGAGGGAGAGCGCGGAGGGGGCUGUGGACUGCAGCAGGAUGACUGUGCAGGAAUUCAACACCCUCGUAGCGCUCUACCGGGAGCAGGUCAUAUCCGUCGGGGAGAUCUCGGCAGAUUGUCCGUCUCUGCGGGCUCAGAUGCACCAAACGCGGACCAAAGGAUGCUCCAUGGCCCGAGCAGCUCACCAGGACCUGGCCGUCAUUUCUGUGUCGGGUCCAGAGGACGGAGAAAUCCACCCUGAGAUCUGUCGGCUCUUCAUCCAGCUACAGUGUUGUCUGGAGAUGUUCAUAACAGAGAUGCUCAAAUCCAUGUGCCUGCUGGGGGUGCUGCAGCUUCACAGGAAAAGAACUGACUCAGAACCAAGAGUGGACUUUAGGGUGGAUGAAAGCUCUGACGUUCCGAUCCUGGAGGACAGGUCUUCCUCUCCCAUCGACUUCCCUCAGGAGCAGUGGCUGGUGGGAAAUGACAUUGAGAACAUAGAGAGAGAUAUGAGAGAGAUGAGAAACUUACUCAGCAAACUCAGGGACACGAUGCCUUUGCCGCUGAAAAACCAAGAUGACAGCAGCUUGUUGAAUCUGACUCCUCACCCACUGAUCAGACAGAGGAAGAGACGCUUCCCCGGACUCUGCUGCAUGGUGUCUGGCUAAGAGUCUUACCUGCUUUCUAUUUUUUCCACCUAAUCUCCAGUUCCAGUGUUGUAGUAUCAGUCUCUUUAAAUGUAUUUAUUUUUUAUAUAUUUCGUUACGUCACGUUCCUCCAUUCGUCUCGGGAGCUAAUUGUUUGCAAUUAGUUGUUUUAUUUGUUUGUUUUUUGUUUGGUUGGUUUUAGAAGUCACAUGGUUAACGCCCUGUAGAAGAGGUAAGUUGGAGUAAAUAAUACAUGACUGCAGUCUAGAAUACGGCUCAAAUGUGGCACAGUUCAGCUAAAACCAGACGCUGGGUUUGUCUAUUUGUUUUCGGGCAUCUUGUUUCAUUGGUGUUCACAUGGAAAAAAAAUAAAUAUAUAUAUUCUGGCUAUGCACAGGUAGGUUUAGUUUCAGUGUCCUGCUGUGCACCUGUCACACCUCCGCGUGUGAACAGCCACAACUGGGUUGAGGUAGUGAGCGUGUAGGCAAAGCAAACGUCAUCUGCUCCAUGAUGGUUAUCAGCUAUCCAACUCUAGAGAAAAAUGAUUUUUACAUUCAAAAAUAUGUAUGUAAAGCAAAACAUUAUGAGGAAGCUUUGCCAACUUUAACUUUUAGAUGGUUUUCAGCUUUUUAAAAUUUUGCUCCAGUAUCGUCAGUGAUAAAUAGUGGUGUCGAGCUUUGUCACUUUCCUGUACUUAACUUUUAUCAGAUUUCUUUUACUUUGGCUAAAGGAUGUCUUGCUAAGGGUUUUCUUAACCAAGAUUUAAAACUCUCACUGUCCCAAGUUGUAACUGUGGGACAUUGACAGCAACUGGGCCACAUGGCAUCAGCAUUCCCUGUUUGUGUGGAUAUUCAUGUUCAGCAGAAGGUGACUACUAAUAAUUUAUCAGCAUCGUCAACAGCAAUAAACUAAAUAUCAAAGUAUUACAUCAAAUCAUUGCAUAUUAAUAUGUACAGAAUAUGAAAAUAAUCAAAUUUUACAUAAAACCUGUUUAUCAUGGUUUUACGAACUUCCUCCUUUUGGCCCCACCAUUCAUUUACAUAGUGUAGUUUUGAUUGUAGGAAGAAUUUUAAUACAUACCAGACAGGCAUACCAUACCUUUCAUUCUAGUGAAGUGCAAAAGUUGAACAUGAUUUUUCAUGGUGUACUUUUUGAAAAAAAGAGGGCAUGAACUCAAACCUGCCAAAUCUAAUUCUCACAUAUAACAUGUGGUUAUUUUAUUUGGGAGUUUUUAAUGUUAAUAUUAUUUCUUUACACUUCCACUUCGUUGGCCACACCAAUGCUUUAAAGUUUCAGAGUGUAAUGCCAGUUGCGGCCUGUAGGGGGCCCUGGCGAUGCAUUUACUUUGGGCUCGUUUCACGCAGUGCGUCAUUCGCAGUCUUCCCUGAAAAUAACACCUUCGGUUUUCAUCACAAGGGCUUUGUUGAUGUUCCACAUACAAAAAAAUAAAUCAAAUCAAACACAAAACCAACCAAAACUAAUCGUGAGGUUCUUUAAGUGUUUUGCUGCAGCCAUUUUCCACUGAAUGUAAGUGCAAAGUACUUUGGAAAUCUGUGUAUUUUUCUUCUACAGUACGUGUUCUAAUGUGGUGAUGUCUAGCGAGCUAAAUUCUUUGUUUUGGCAUGUGUAUGAUGUAGAAGAAGCCACGCAUAAUUAGUGUGUCCUGCAUUACACAGAAUCUACUACAGUAUGUACAGCGUAGGGCAUUUUAUAAAAUGAAUAAACUUUUAUAUAUAUAAUAAAA
Molecule: messenger RNA, 2953 nt
Organism: Betta splendens (Siamese fighting fish)
Lineage: Eukaryota; Metazoa; Chordata; Actinopteri; Anabantiformes; Osphronemidae
Product: regulator of G-protein signaling 7-binding protein B
Exons: 6
Coding region: 493-1230 (245 amino acids)
Biological process (GO): G protein-coupled receptor signaling pathway
Cellular component (GO): postsynapse; nucleus; neuron projection
Source: RefSeq, a predicted model, not a curated record